UUUCAGGCGGCAGUGUUGAACAUGGACGGAACUCUGUCGUUGUCCGACCUGAAGGACGCUUUGAAGGACACACUCGAAGCGCGGGGAUCCAUGGGGCAGAUUCGAGCGCGUAUUCGUGCAGAGAUCUUUCAAGCACUUGACGAGGGCGCGCCCAAGGCAAAGCUAUCGAACGAGAACUUGAUCAUCAAUGAGCUCAUUCGAGAGUACAUGGAAUACAACGGGUAUCGUCAUGCUUUGUCUGUUUUUGUGCCCGAGUCUGGCCAGCCAGUGGAGAAACCAUUUCACCGACGUUUCUUAGCGCACGAGCUGAACAUCACUGAAGACCCUCGGUAUGCCCAAGUGCCACUCCUCUACAGCAUAAUCACUGCACUGCAAGAAUCCAAACGGCCGGUCAUCGACCCCCCACGCCGCCAAAGCACCAAUGACGACGCACAGUCUGAUCUUAGGGCUCCGAGCGUUGCCGGGCUUCCUCUCGACAAUGCAUCGCCACACCCUUCUCCAUUGUCCGUCAAUCGAGCACCUUCUCAACCCCAAGAGCAUCCUUCCCAAGUUUCGCCCCUCACUGUACCAGCGACCCAGCAACCGUCGAAUCCCCUUGUCGUCAUUUCCAACUGACUCGGCAUCAGCCUUUGGUUGCCAAUUUGUUUGCAUUCAAUCGAUACACCCCAACGCACCAGGUUCCUUAAGCUUUCCAAAUGCGAACGUAGCCGUCGCUGCCGUA
Aphanomyces invadans is the source of this 721-nucleotide messenger RNA. RefSeq lists its product as hypothetical. The record is from RefSeq and is a predicted model, not a curated record. The transcript is spliced from 7 exons. Gene Ontology annotation, molecular function: protein binding. Bases 22 to 615 code for a protein of 197 amino acids. NCBI's taxonomy places the organism in Eukaryota, Oomycota, Saprolegniomycetes, Saprolegniales, Verrucalvaceae. Gene Ontology annotation, cellular component: microtubule organizing center. Gene Ontology annotation, biological process: microtubule anchoring.